This is a messenger RNA of Teleopsis dalmanni, 822 nucleotides long. RefSeq names its product fibrinogen C domain-containing protein 1-like. The coding region runs from base 16 to 768 and encodes 250 amino acids. NCBI's taxonomy places the organism in Eukaryota, Metazoa, Arthropoda, Insecta, Diptera, Diopsidae. The transcript is spliced from 3 exons. The record is from RefSeq and is a predicted model, not a curated record.
AGUCAUUUUGUUAAAAUGUCAAAUAAAAACUUUGGUGUCUUAAUAAUUACCUUGCUGGUAUUUUGCGCAGUUCUUGGAGUCAAUUCACAUAACGAUAAUCCGGGACAGUUACCAACGAAUUGUGCUGAAGCAUUAAGAAAUUAUAAAAAUAGUGGCAUCUACCAAAUUUAUAUACCAAAAUCAGGACUUAAGCCAUUUUACGUAUACUGUCUGCGAGAUCCAAACAAUGGUCCCGGGUGGACAAUUAUUCAAAGGCGUCAGGAUGGUGCUAUAAACUUCUUUCGCAAAUGGAUUGAUUAUAAAUUAGGUUUCGGUAAUCUGGAGGGCGAAUACUUUAUUGGUUUAGAGAAAUUACAUGCUAUGACAAAUAAUGGAAUUCAGGAAUUAUGGUUUCAAUUAGAAGAUUUUGCGAAUGAAACUCGUACUGCAUAUUAUAGUAGUUUUGCUAUUGAUGAUGAGAGUACGAAAUACUCAUUAAGUAUGGUUGGUAAAUAUUCUGGCAAUGCAGGAGACUCUUUUACUGUUCACGCUGGUGCAAAGUUUUCAACAAGUGAUAGCGAUAAUGAUGACUGGGAGAGAAAUUGUGCAGAUCAAUAUAAAGGCGCCUGGUGGUAUAAAGCCUGCCAACAAAGCCAUUUGAAUGGACUGUAUUUACGAGGAGAGUAUGGAAAAGAUAAAACUGGACAAGGUGUUAAUUGGUUUGCUUGGCAUGGUUAUUUUUAUUCCCUCAAAUAUACUCACAUGGCAAUUCGUUCUGUUCGCAGUUGAUUUCUUCACUCAAAGAACAAUUAUUAAAAAUCAAUAAAAUGUCAUUCUAAACAU